UUCCUAAAUUCUUACCAAAACGAUCCUUUCAAAGCUUGUAAAAAUAACAAAGUUCCCAUUAAUAUAUUUUUGGAUCAGUCUCCUAAUACUUCAUUUAAAUUAUUCAAUAAUCUUACUCUCUCUACCACUUCUUGCCUUAAAGUAUUAGAACCUUCAACUAAAAAAGGGUCACGCCCUAUUUCUCCAAUUACUAUUCCCCCGGUUGAGCAAGAUAAUGUAUCUAAACCUUUUGAGGAGUUGGAAUACUACGCGUCCCAACUUAAGACUCAAUUAAGUGGGUCUGUUAAAAAAAUUGUAGAAAAAUUAAAUUUUCCUUCUAACAGUUCGUCUAAUCCUCCCUUGGUUACAACAUCAGACAAAAUUAGUAUAGAAUUUUCCCAACCCUUGUCCUUAAACUAUAUACGAAAAGAAUUGUCUUUAGCUUUCUUAAAUUUUAAAUUCUCUCUGUUGGUUCACUAUGAAGAACUUAUUUUAAAAAGUGAAACAUCAUUAUCUCUAAAUAGAACUACAGUUAAUAAUAAUUUCCCAGACUCUUUUAAUAACCUGCAAAAUUCUUUAGGUACUACUACCCAGUAUAAUAGAAUAGUUUCCCCAUUCAUUUAUGUGUCGGCCUGGAAACAUAAAGUUUCUGAAUAUCAGUUCAAUGAAAAUGAUUCUGAUGCUGAUGAAAUAAUCGAUGAAAAUGUAAAACCAGAUCUUCGUGGGUAUAUUUCUAAUAAGAUUAGUAAAGAAGAAUUUAGUCCUAUUAAAGAUAUAUUUGACUAUUACUAUGGAGAGGAAGUUGGUAGACAAAAUACUUUUAAUAUAGGUCCUCUCGAAAGUUCCUUUGAUCGUAUAGAUAUUGACAUUGUGGGUCCACUUCCUAUAACUUCAACCAAUAAAAGGUAUAUUGUGGUUGCUACUGAAUACCUUACUAAGUGGCCUGAUGCUUGUACCCUUGAAUCUGCUGAUGCUGAAAAUGUCGCAAUCUUUAUUUACGAGGACUUAAUCUGCCAACAUGGCAGCCCAAAUGAAAUACUUUCCGAUAGAGGCACCCACUUUUGUAACAAACUCAUUACCGGCCUUUGCAAAAAGAUAAGUAUAACUUAUCAUACUUCUAUAGCAUAUUAUCACCAAACCAAUAGUUUGGUUGAACGUUUCAAUAAGACUUUAUGUGAAGUCUUAA
This is a messenger RNA of Dentiscutata erythropus, 1165 nucleotides long. NCBI's taxonomy places the organism in Eukaryota, Fungi, Glomeromycota, Glomeromycetes, Diversisporales, Gigasporaceae. The record is from the annotation of a GenBank genome assembly.